Athalia rosae (coleseed sawfly) is the source of this 3512-nucleotide messenger RNA. RefSeq lists its product as uncharacterized. Bases 159 to 3197 code for a protein of 1012 amino acids. The transcript has 2 exons. The record is from RefSeq and is a predicted model, not a curated record. Gene Ontology annotation, cellular component: nucleus. Gene Ontology annotation, molecular function: transcription coregulator activity. Gene Ontology annotation, biological process: regulation of transcription by RNA polymerase II. Lineage: Eukaryota; Metazoa; Arthropoda; Insecta; Hymenoptera; Athaliidae.
CCGCAGUUAGCCAACGUCCGUUGGCAGUAUUGCUGUCUUCGGGUAUCUCCUUGGUUGACAGCUGACGCCUGACGGGGCGGUAGAAUUUUGGGUUAUGUAGUCCCGAUGGCGUUUGUGCUUGUGUCGUGAUACCCUAUGAUGGGAUCUGAAAUAGUGAGAUGUCUCGCAAAGGAGUCCCAGCACCUGGGGGUAGCAAGUCAAAGAAGAUUCCGCGGAUAUUUCAACACCGCCGAAGUGCGAGUCCGAUACAAAAUCCUGGAUCGUCAACGGAUGUCGUCACCGUCGCUGUUGCCCCAAGUCGGAUACAGUUAUUUCAUAAUCAGGAAAUUAUAUGCGAACGAAGAAAGAAGCAGAAAAAGAAGAAGCACCAGGAAAAGACAUCAUCGGUGAUUAACAAUAAUCACUAUACGCCCAAAGUUGAGCCCGAAGAUGCAGAGGAUGCGGAAACCGUAGCAAAUAUUGAAAAAUGGUUGAAAACUCGAACAGAAUCUAUAUCCAGCAUAGACUUGGAUACAUUAAAAUCAGAAGUCGAGGAAGCUUCAGGUGGCGAUGACCGCUACCUUGGCGAUGAGUUGCCGCAUACCUUUCUGGGAAAAGAUAAUGCAGAUGUUCUAGCUAUGGAUAUUGGCUUGUCUGACAAAAAACUAGCUCUUGGUUACGAUCCUAUCCUCCAGGAUAUUCGCAGUGAAAAGCUUUUUGAGGUGUGUGAGAAGGACGACUUUAUAUUGCCUGAUUUUCACCUCGAUCAAUUGGACUCCCUUGCAUUAACGCCGGAUGACAUGAUGGUCGCUGGGGAAAUUUUGCCUUCUACUAUUAGCCAGUCGGCCUUGAACACCUCAACCAUUUCACUUGGAGUGAAUACACAAAUCAGCCAGUAUUCUCAUUGCGGUAAACUGAAGGCAGAGGAAAAGGAAAAGAGAAAAACAUCAGAUCGAUCAGAAUGUAGGAUAGAAUCACCUAAACGGAUUGUUAACGUUUAUGUUGAAGCGGUUGGACAUGUAGAUGUGGAGACAGGUUCGCAUGAGAUGGUAGAAAGUGUUUUGGGUAAAGUCAAAGAAGGCUGUAGUCAAAAACCAAAGUUGAAGAGCAAAUUAGAGCCAAGGAUAAUCAAAAAGCGCAGAAAACCGUUGCCUAAAGGUGAAAAUUGUUCUUUUGGAACAUCAAAGUCGGAUGAGCAAGUGAAAGCAGCAGAAGGUAUAAUGGCCGUUGUAGCUAUAUCAACAGACAAAAUAUCAAAUAUGACGCAAAUAGUUAUUAACACCGGUAAAGAAGAGCAGAUUUAUCAAGGUAAAACGUCUGAGCUCAUCGAAGCGACUGGGAAUUUCCCACAAUUGUCUGGAAUCCAGAAUUCCUGCCAUGACAAUAACGUUGUAGAUAGUUCAACUAAUAGCGAACAUGACAUCGUGAUAUCCAAUGCUCUGGAAGAAUUGGGUAUUACUGACGAUUCUUUGGAACCUAUUUCUGCCACUGAACAUGGGAAAAUAUGGGUCUGCCCAAAAGAUGACUGCAGAAGGCAUUUUAAUAGACUUUAUGCUCUAAAGAGUCACAUUUUGUCUCACUACGGCAUUAGACCAUUCAAGUGUGACUUCAAAGGAUGCGCAUGGGCAUUUUAUUCUGAGUUCAAGUUGAAACGUCACAAAGAGACUCACCUCAAGCGCAAGGAUUAUAUUUGUGAGGUUGAGAAUUGCGGUCGCAGAUUCACAACCAUCUACAAUCUACUGACGCACAAAAAACUGCACAACCGACCCAGUAAGAUAUUCUGCCAUGUUCCAAACUGUCAGGAGAGAUUCCAGACCAAGAGAGCAUUAGAACUGCAUAUGCGUUGCCAUGAUCAACGUCAUGCACCUUAUGUAUGCAAGCAUGAAGGUUGUGAGAAAAGAUAUUACAGUAGUAAUGCUCUCACCAGCCAUCAGCGAUGUCAUAGCUACAAGGAAAUUGACGUGAAAUGCUCCUGGCCCGGAUGCGGAAAGCUCUUUGACAAACCAUGCAGGCUAAAAGCGCACAUUAGAUCGCACACGGGUUACAAGCCAUUCCUCUGUACCUUUCAAGGCUGCAACUGGGCAUUUUCAUCAUCUAGUAAGCUAAAAAGACACCAGAAGAAGCACACGAACGACAGAAAGUUUGUGUGUGAAAUUUCCUCUUGUGGGAAGGCCUUCAUGCGGUCUGAACAUCUUAAGGAACACAGACUGACCCAUAAAGAUGGAAGUUACUUUCUUUGCCAUAUGUGUGACGCAAAAUUCUCUGCAAAAAGCAGCCUGUACGUUCAUAUCAAAAGGCACCAAACGCAUAAUGCUAAAUCUUCCAUGCCAAAUACCAUUUCAAUCGACCAUGAAGCACAAGCUUCAUUCUUUCAAGGAUCACAAUCUCCGAAAUAUGAGAAUACCAUCGAAAUACAUGCUGCUAACUUAGAUGAAAAUUACGAAUCAAACAUUCAGGAAUUUGAAAAUCAGGAUGACUCUUCAAAUUUGGAUAUUAAUCUAAGUCUCGAACCAGAAACUGAGACCCCAUUAGCUUUACGUGCACACCCUGUUAGCUCGGAUGACAAUGAGAAUCUCCAUAAGUCUGCAAGGGUGGCCUACCAUUGCCCAAUAGAUACCUGUACUAAGGCGUAUACCGCUAAAUCAACUUUGAGAACCCACAUGCACAGGGUUCAUGGCGAACAAAAAACAUCAAAGAAUAACGAUAAUGAAAGCUGUGUGAAUAGUUCAUCUGGUGAAGAUUACAUAACAUAUACAGCAUCCCCAGAAUCCCAGUCAACAGAUCACAUGGUUAUGAUUGCACCACAGGAUGCUUUGGUUGUAAAUUCGUCUGCUUUGGAGAUGGAUCCACCUAGUUCUCUAGAGUUAGAAUCGCCGACGUUUAACUCAAUUCUAAAAAUAUCUGAGGAGGAUUCAAGAAGUCUUGAGCAGUGCACAGAAGAAAAGAUCCUACAAGAAAGACGUGUGAAGGAUCACGAGGGAUGUGCAAGGACGAAUUGGACGUAUAAUGAUUUCCUCCGUGCAAGAGCCAGUUUUAACUCAGUCGUUGGUGCCACAGACGUCGUUCUUGGGGCAGCUGGGCUGGUCGAAGGACUUCUGUUACCUGAAGAAUUGCCCUCUGUUUAUUAUCAAGACGAUAUUGGGAAUGGCGAAUGUCAAGUCUUGCUAUUAGAUUCCGCCCCACCGGAGAGUACGAUAAACCUUUGUGAUCUGGAGUGAAAACAAUUGAUUAUACGGUGUGUGGGGGGUCAAGAGUUAAUUCGCUUAUUAGUCACGAUUGGGCAUCACCGAAUCAAGUAAUGAUAUGAUAAAUGACAAUUAUUAAAUACGAAUUACUCUUAGACAGUGAUUUUAUAUAUGCUGGCAACGAUGUAGUAAUGGGUUCUCCUACUACAUCGUAAUGCUGGCAAACAAAUUUGUCCUAUUACGUUUAAAAUUUUAUGGUGACCGAGAAAAAAAUUUUUCUACCAUAUAAAAUAGAGCGCAACAAGGACUCAUUAUUUUAUUAAUAAAACGUUGAUAUUUUUCCACAAA